Molecule: messenger RNA, 4532 nt
Organism: Halteromyces radiatus
Lineage: Eukaryota; Fungi; Mucoromycota; Mucoromycetes; Mucorales; Cunninghamellaceae
Product: chitin synthase-domain-containing protein
Exons: 3
Coding region: 42-4505 (1487 amino acids)
Cellular component (GO): cell periphery; cell septum
Molecular function (GO): chitin synthase activity
Source: RefSeq, a predicted model, not a curated record
CCUUUGUCUAUGGUUCCUUAUUCUAUCUGUUUUUGGUGCAUAUGAGAGUCCGUCAUCCCUCCCGUAUGCAUGUACCUACAGUUAGGAGGAUUGUUUGGGUUACUUUAUCACGAUUAUGUACAUUCUUUUUACCUGACUUCAUCUUACAUUAUGUCUUCAACCUCAACUCACCAUCUGUUCGACAAGCAUGGCGUGAAAAGAUCACUAUGAUGGGCAUCUUUUUAUUUUGCGCAGCGUUUUUUUGUUUUUGGUUGGAAUAUAUAUCAACUCUUUUUUGUGAUCAAAAUAAGUAUUACUCUUCUUCCGCCGUUUUUUCCAAAGGUUCUCGCAUGGCAGGUCUUCGACAAAAUGCUAUCGACUGGCAUGGCUCAACAACUGAAAUGGCAAAACAAGUUAAUCAAUAUUCUGGUUACGAUGUUUCACCCAUGUUUCCAACUUUUAUGGGUUUACAACGCAAUACUUCUUUUGGUGCAGAUCCUCCUUACGAUAAUCCUGUUUUUCAACGAUGUAUUGGUAACUUUGGUAUGUCCUCCAAGGCUGAUCAAUGGUUAGAAUUCAAGUUAAACAACGAUCAAGGCUAUCUUUUUAAGGACAAUCAACUUGUUUCUUGUCCUUACCCAACACAACCCAAUGUUACUGGUGCUCCUUGUUAUUAUUUACCUCAAGAUAUUCAAGAAGAAAAAUCACUUGGUACUAAAGGAAAUAUUGUAUACGACAUCACUGAUAUCGAAUUGAAUUAUACAACACUAUCAACGGCUUCUACUCUUGGUAAAGGUUUUGUCAUAUUAGACAAUGAUGUAUUGGAUGUCACUUCUUAUUUGGAAUCAGCAACCAACAUUGUUCUUGUCGCCAAUGGUGUUCACUCUCGGGCUUUUGCUAUUGACCGAAUGUUUCUUCCUCUCGACUUGACUACGUUGCUCUAUCUCAAACUUGGCUCUGAUAUUACUCCUUAUUUUGAAGCUGGCAAUAUAACUUCUGACUCGGAGACAUAUCGUGGAUGCCUCAGGGAUAUGUUUCAAGUUGGUAUUACAAGUAAUGGAAAAGUGGAAGAAUGUUUACGAAUAAAUCCUGCUUUAUGGGCUACUAUGGGUUGUGGUCUUCUUUAUUUCUUGAUCAAGAUGAAUCUAGCUAAUCUCUCUCGUCUGAAAUGGGUACAACGUUCUCUAUUUAAAUCCAAUCCCGAAUUCUCAACUGGUGGAAAUUCCCGUGUGUGGCCUAUGACUAUACUAAUGAUCCCUUGUUAUGCCGAAAAUGCCGAAACUAUCCGUGAUACCCUGAAUUCUUUGGCAAGAACAAAUUAUGAUGAUUCUAGAAAAAUGCUCAUGUUUGUCUGUGAUGGUGUGGUACAAAGUUCUCAAGAUACAAAGGAGACAUAUACCUGUGUAUUGGAAGCUUUGGGAUGCUCGACCGCUCAAGCAACAACACCUCAUGCUUAUGUAUCUUUAGGUCAACAUCGUCGAAAAAUCAACUUUGCAAAAGUCUACUCUGGAUUUUAUGAAACUGGUCGAAAUCGUGUUCCUUUUAUGGUCAUCGUCAAAGUUGGCGCUCCAGGUGAAAUUUCUGUUGGACGUGCUCCUGGUAAUAGAGGCAAACGGGAUUCAAUGCUUUUGGUUUUAGGCUUUUUGGAGCGAUGUACGAAUUUGGCUUCAAAUCGAAUGACUCCUUUGGAAUAUGAAUUAUUCAAUCAAUGUUACAAUGUUCUUGGUAUUGAUCCUCGGCGAUUCAAGUAUAUGAUGGUGACUGAUGCUGAUACUCAAGUUCAAAAUGAUGUGGUACACAAACUUGUGGCAAGACUCGAACGAGAUCGUAGAAUGCUUGCAGUCAGUGGUCAUAUUCGUCCUGCUAAUCCUGAACAAAACGUUAUCACUAUGUUACAAAUCUUCCCUCUGUAUAUGACAUUUUUCACUGGUUUGGCUUAUGAGGCUUGUUUAGGAAAUGUACUGACAAUCAAUGGUGGUUUGGUGAUGUACAAAAUAUGGACAGAAAAUACACCUUCUCCUUCUCUUGGCAUGGAUCACAACAACAAUAUCAAUAAUAAUAACGACAGCAGUGGUAAGAAUCAACUACGUUGGAGGAUGCGACAAAAACGAAUCAGCAAAAGUCAAUCAACUUCACAAGAAUCAAUACGUAGCAAGUGGCCCAAAGUCAGUGAUGAAAUUGAAUUCGAUAAUAACGACGACGAAGAUCCUUUUGCAACUUUACCACGUGAUACUACGCUACCUCAGCCAACUUGGUAUUCAUCUUCUGAUCGACCUUCCAUUGUCACUGGUAGAGAAUCACAACUAUCGCUAUCACCCAACACAAACACUCGACCAUGUUGUAUUCAUCCCACCGUUUUACGAAGUUUUGCAACCCCACAACCGGAUACACUACAUAUGAAAAAUGUCCUUUUACUUGGUGAAGAUCAAUAUUUUGGUGUUGUCCUACUUCGAUCUCAUCCUCAUCAUCAUCUUGGAUUUGAACCUGAUGCUGUAGGCUAUGCAACUAUUCCAACCAAUUACUGGGCUCUACAAGCUUUACAAAGUAGAAAUCUUCGUGCUGCCUUCCACAAUCAAGUCGAAAUGACACGAGCAGCGAGACACAUUGGAUUUGCUUCCUGGUUCUUGUCAUUCACAAAAAUAUUGGAUAUGAUCUUAUCGAUGCCUAUCAUUAUCUAUCUCUAUGGUGUCUUCAUUCGGUGCUUCUUACGAAAAGGUCAAGCUUAUUAUAUCAUUGCGAUAAGCUUCAGUGCUCUAUUCAUCCUCCAUAUUGUGUACUUUUUGAUCCGACGACAAUUCAAGUAUGUGAUUUGGUUUUUCCUUUAUUGUCUGUUCUCGGUGCCUCUUUUUGCCAUUUGGUUUCCAUUAGUAGCGGUAUGGUGUAGUGAUCAUGCUGAACGGUGGUAUGAUGUGUGGCCUACGGCAGGUGGUUGGCGUUGGAAUGAUCGAUUACAUGGGUGCGUGGAUGAUGAAUAUUCAAGACGGGUGGAACAACUACAUGAAAAAAGGCGACAACGUUCAGGAAAUGGCGUCGUGAUGGAAGGUGAACAAAAGAAUAGCAACAAUGAAGGCAAUGGUGGCGAUGAUGAAGAAACAGAUGCUGUGGUACGAAUGCAACUAGGUGAAUACGAAACCAUCGAAGCUCAAAGGGCUUAUGAACGUGCUACUGAAGAGACUGCUGCUCUGGAUGCGAAAUUCACUGGAUUUACAGUUUUUGGUCAAAAUCAAUCUCUUUCUAAUAUCAAUUCAGCAGCAAGUGGCGUGGAUGUGAUCUCACCUUCUCCUCCACCAUUGGCACAGAUGAAGGAUGAAUAUGCAAGUUUCCGUGGAACGACCAGUGGUUAUCGACCAGUGACAUCUGUUGGAGAUAUUUAUGGAACAAUGCAUACCAAGCGACUAGGUGAUAAUAUGGAAAUCAAUGAUGGCGAUAUAGAUACCGAUUUAUUACCUCGAUCACGAUUAACAGAUGGUAGAACUACGUCUUCACCCACUGACAGUUUAGCAACAAAUCCUUUUGCUGACAAUUAUGACAACCCCUUUGACGAUGGAUAUGCAAUCAAUAACAACAUCAUCAUCAACAACAAUAAUAAUAUGAAUAAUAAUAACAACAACAACAGCAAUAAUAAUAUUGAUUCAACGUCAUCAUCUAUAUAUCCAAUGGCAGAAGUUGUUACACAUCAUCAUCAUCAUCAUCAUCAUCAAUAUCAACCAUCAUUAUCUUCACAUCAGCAACAACGACAACAGUACAAACAACAUAAAGCAAGUCAUUCUCAAUCAUCCUACUUUAGUCAUCAAUCUAGCCGAAGUUACGAUUAUUACAACAAUGCACCUGACAUGUUUAUACCCAUGGAAGAAACGAUAUCAUCAUCAUCAGGGGAUGGUGCAGGAAGAGAUACAAUGGGUCAUUAUCGAUCUUAUUCAGCAGAAUCAGCGAUGCCUUUGCCAUUGGAUCGUCAAUCAGUCACUUCACAAACAUCAAUCACCAAUUCUUGCCUUAGUCUCGAUCCAGAAACAACAUUGGAAUGUAGGGAAUACCGUGAUAGAGAAGAUGAAGAAGGACGAAGCAUGGCCAUUCAUGGUCGAGUUGGUCUCAAGAUACCGGAACGAUCAGCAGCGGCUAUGACAGCGGCAGCGUACAGGCAACGACAAGCAUCUUAUGUGAACAACAAGAACGAUAUCAAUAUUGGGACAAUGAGACCUCAACAACAACGACGACUUCAUCAUCAUCAUCAACAACAGCAGCAACAACAACAAAGAUCUGUUUCCAGAAGCUCAUCUAUUCAACAUCAACGAAAUACAAGUGAUACCUCUCAGCAUAAUGCAACAACGUUUAUCGAAUUGAUUCAGAUGGAAAUACGAUCCUAUCUAUCUAGUGCGGAUUUGGACUCUACCACACGAGCGCAAGUCAAGGAACAUUUAGCUACUGUUCUUGGUGAUCGUACUCGAUUGGACAGUUUACAAGAAACUAUUAACAAUUGUAUUGAAGAAACUACAUUGCAACUAUUGGCCCAACAGUCUACUUUGUGAUUCCCCAUUAUGUUAUAUGAACUACCC